Messenger RNA from Archocentrus centrarchus (flier cichlid), 1927 nucleotides. RefSeq names its product sialoadhesin-like. The record is from RefSeq and is a predicted model, not a curated record. Lineage: Eukaryota; Metazoa; Chordata; Actinopteri; Cichliformes; Cichlidae. The transcript is spliced from 7 exons. Bases 1 to 1266 code for a protein of 421 amino acids.
AUGGCUGCAGACUCUAUUCUUAUUGGAGAAAAAGAGAAAAAGCAGAACACUGUGGUGCUGAGAAACAAAGAUAAUUUUGUGACGGUCCAAUCUGUGAACAUCAUGACAGCCAUCAUGUUACUGAGUCUCCUCUUUAUUCCAAGAGCUUUGGCUGCUUGUCCUCCAAAUGCACACUUGUUCAUUACUGCACCAACAGAGAUGGAAGCUCUGAGUGGAUCUUGUUUACAAAUCCCAUGUAACUUUAAUGCUACUGGGCCAGAACCAUUUAACGGCACAAGACCUGUUUUUGGAUCAUGGACGACCAAAAAAGAAAGUGGUGACGACUUUCCACACAACAUGGUUUACAACAGCAGUGAAACAGUUAACAUCUAUCCAAUGAAUAUUACAGGAAACCUGAAACAGAAAAACUGCACAACUCUGUUUUCAAAUUUAACCACAGCUUAUACAAACACAUACUACUUCAGGAUUGUGAACUGGCCCGUCAGAGCAACUGCUGUUUGUGAUCCUCUUACAAUAACAAUUACAGAUUCUGCUUGGAGGCCCAAGAUUACAGUCUCAGGUGAUCUGAAGGAGAAGGAGUCUGUCACUAUAACCUGCUCAGCUUUCACUCCCUGUCCACACUCCCCUCCUGAACUCACCUGGAAUCUCCAACAAGACUCUCACAACAAAAUAGAGGAAAACACAGAUGGAAGCUUUACAACUAAAAUCCAGCAGACCAUCACUCUGUCAGACACACAUGAUGGAAAGAAGAUCAACUGCUCUGCCAGAUAUCCUGUGAACCAAGGAGAAGACACCAAGACAGCAGAGACAGAAGAGACUCUCAGUGUUUCAUAUGCUCCUAAAAGCACCUCAGCAUCCAUCAGUCCAUCAGGUUUGGUGUCAGCAGGCAGCUGGGUGAACCUGAUCUGCUCCAGCAGAGCCAAACCUCCAGUCAGCAGCUUCUUCUGGUUCAAGAAGAGCACAGAUGGACCUGUGAACGUAUCUGAAGGACAGAUUUACAGCUUCAAUGUAACAGAUGGAGGAGUUUAUUACUGUGUGGCCACUAAUGAUCUGGGUAAUCAGACAUCAGGAGAGAUUCAUGUAAAUAUUGAAGGUGAACAGGCAGAAAUAUUAUUUGGUGUCCUCGCUAUACUGAAGACUGUGGGAAUCAUAAUGCUUGUGAGCACACUGGUCAUCUUUGAGUGCUGGUUCAGAUCAAAACACUCCAACAAACCAGAGACAGAAAGCUGUCAGAUGAGCAGAGUUACAUCACAGCCCAACAACUAAAGUGUCUGCAAGUCCAGGAGGACAAACUGCCUCAAAAUAUCACUUCAUUCACUGUGAAGAACUGAAGGAUUAGUUAGUGAGAACUUAAAGUGUUUGUAGAGUUCUUCAAUUAUACACGACUUGUUUCUUCUCCACUCGUCUUGUUUGACUGCAGUGAUGGUGUUAAUGAGAUGAUGCUCAGUGUGAUGGUCGUCCUCCUGUGAGGUUCCUCCAUCUCCACAAAGAAACUCUGGGUCUCAUUCAGUGUCCUCUGUGUUCUUGGUUUCUUGAGCUCUUCUGUCCCAGAGUCCAGUCAAGUUAUCAACUCCAACAGCAGAAAAUUUUAGUUUCUUUCUUUUAAUAACUGCAUUAUUUUGCAUAAUAUUUUCACUGCUGGAGUUUAAUCUAUGGGUAAACUUUUUUUUCCAGCAGAUUUAUUAUUGUCACAUCGUCUGUUUAUAUCUGGUGAGGAAAUGCCAAUAAUAUUCACACAGUAAUUUAUUCUUUCGUAUUCUGGUUUUAGUGUUGAAUAAACUUCAUCAUCAUUGCUCUAAUCUCACUUUUUGGAUUUCAGCGCCAUCUUCAGGCUCCUUCAGGCUCUGCUUCAGUUCUUCCUUCAGUCUGUGAAGAGGAACCAGAAAAAAGAGCACAUUUAUAUUCAUGCUGCUGACUGAAUAAAAGG